Messenger RNA from Penicillium robsamsonii, 861 nucleotides. Its product is annotated as formyltetrahydrofolate deformylase. Gene Ontology annotation, molecular function: formyltetrahydrofolate deformylase activity. The coding region runs from base 1 to 861 and encodes 286 amino acids. The record is from RefSeq and is a predicted model, not a curated record. Lineage: Eukaryota; Fungi; Ascomycota; Eurotiomycetes; Eurotiales; Aspergillaceae. The transcript has a single exon. Gene Ontology annotation, biological process: 'de novo' IMP biosynthetic process.
AUGGCUUCUAGCUUCAUUUUAACCCUCUCCGGCCCUGACCGUCCCGGUAUCGUCCACGCGGUCACUGCAUUCCUCGUGCAGAACAACCUCAACAUUAUCGAUUCGUCGCAAUUCGGUGAUCCUGCCUCGAAGCGCUUUUUUAUGCGCACACAAUUUGCGAUUGCAAGUGGCGAUGAAACUCCCGAACUUGAGAAGCUGCGCACUGCGUUCGAGCCCACUGCUCAGUCAUUCUCCUUGAACUUCGAGAUCAACCCCACUGUGAAAAAGCCCCGCGUGCUGAUCAUGGUCUCCAAGAUUGGCCACUGCCUCAACGACCUGCUAUUUCGCCAAUCCACUGGCCAGUUGAGCAUUGAGGUGCCUUUAAUCGUUUCCAACCACCCGGAUUUCGCUACCCUCGCGGCCACCUAUAAUAUCCCAUUCCACCACCUCCCCGUCACCGCGGAUACCAAGGCGCAGCAGGAAGCCCAGAUUUUGGAAUUGGUGGGCCAACACAACAUUGAUUUGAUUGUGUUGGCUCGGUAUAUGCAGGUGUUGUCCCCAACCCUGUGUUCCGCCAUGUCCGGUCGCAUUAUCAACAUCCACCACAGCUUCCUGCCCUCUUUCAAGGGUGCUAAGCCCUACCACCAGGCCUACGACCGCGGUGUGAAGAUCAUUGGCGCCACUGCCCAUUUCGUCACCAGUGACCUAGAUGAGGGCCCGAUCAUCGAACAGAACGUCGUUCGGGUCAACCACGGCAUGAGCCCCAAGGAGCUGACCCAUGCCGGCAGCAACGUGGAGAGCAAUGUGCUCGCCACUGCUGUCAAGUACGUGACAGAGCGCCGUGUGAUCUUGAACGGCCACAAGACUGUUGUCUUCAACUAA